Messenger RNA from Phoenix dactylifera (date palm), 1699 nucleotides. RefSeq names its product 5'-3' exonuclease family protein. Gene Ontology annotation, molecular function: DNA binding; protein binding; 5'-flap endonuclease activity. The record is from RefSeq and is a predicted model, not a curated record. NCBI's taxonomy places the organism in Eukaryota, Viridiplantae, Streptophyta, Magnoliopsida, Arecales, Arecaceae.
UCGCCGCGGGCCUUCCCUCAACCCCCACCCAAAAGGGCAAAAAAAAAAAAAAAAAAAAAUUAAACGAUCCGAGAUAUGGGCAUCCAAAAUCUCCUCAGAUUCUUGAAGCCCUUCAUCGAGCCCAUCCACAUUAAAAGAUAUUCCGGCAAACGUGUCGGGAUAGAUGCUUAUUCAUGGCUUCACAAAGGAGCUUAUUCAUGCAGCAUGGAGCUCUGCCUCAACUCACGGACCGAUGCUGCAAAGCGCCAUUUAAAGUAUUUUAUGCACCGCAUCAAUCUGCUUCGGCAUUAUAGUGUCAUACCGGUAGUUGUAUUUGAUGGCUGCAGCAUCCCCUGCAAGUCUGCGACGGAGCAUGAGCGCCACAGGCGAAGGGAAAGCAACCUUAUGCUGGCAAAGGAGAAGCUCAAGGAAGGGAAUGUCAGUGCUGCUGUCGAAUUCUUCAAAAAAGCAGUGCGCAUUACUCCAUCCAUGGCACAUCAACUUAUUCAGAUUUUGAGAUCAGAAAGUGUUGAAUUCAUAGUUUCUCCAUAUGAGGCUGAUGCACAGUUAGCAUACUUGUCGGCACUUGAUGAUGGUCAAGGGGGCAUUGCAGCUGUAAUAACAGAAGAUAGUGACCUGAUAGCGUAUGGUUGCAAAGACAUUAUUUUUAAAAUGGACCGGUAUGGAAAUGGUGAAGAAUUUUUGAUGGAUAGGGUUUUCACCACUGUCUGUGGAGGACUUUCCUUUAUGAAUUUCGAUAAAGAAUUGUUCACAGGCAUGUGUGUCCUAGCUGGCUGUGAUUUCCUUCCUUCUAUUCCAGGCAUUGGAACCAAGCGAGCCUAUUCCUUGGUCGCCAAGUACAAGAAUUUGGAUCGUGUUCUGUCGAGUUUAAAGUUUGACAAACGAUACCAAAUGCCAGAAGAUUAUUCUGACUCCUUUUGGAAAACAGUUGCAGUUUUUCACCAUGCUCGAAUUUAUGACGUAGAAACUAAAGCACUUAAACCUAUGAAGCCUUUGGAGCAGAAGCAUCUGCAGUCUCUAAAUGGAGACCUAGAUCUUCUUGGACCAGACCUCCCACCAUCAAUAGCUGCUGCCAUUGCUGAAGGUCACUUGAACCCUGUCACUAUGGAAGCUUUUAAUUACCUCUCCGCGGCUGAAAGUUGUUUAGCUUCUGUCAACAACGCAGCAGCUUGUGAUGGCAUAGACAAAAAUGAGACCCAGGUGGAAUCGACGCAAGAGAGUUGCAUCACCAUCUUUUCAGCUAACCAAGCGAGUGAAGAAUAUGUUACAGUUCUAGAGGAGAUUGCUGUAGACCAAAAAAAAUAUGUGAAAGAAGCUCUUGCACUUGGAAAAUUGAUUGCACCAUCUGAACGCCAUCAAGUUGUGGAACAUGAAAUAGAUCGAGGAAUGGUGCCCGAUAACAAUCCAUUCAAGAAGAGGAAGCUAGAGGGUGGGAAGUCGGAAGGAAGAGAGAGUCAUAUGACUGAACCAGUUUCAGUGCUCACAGAUGAAAGAUCUGUAAUGUUGUGUUCAUCGCACGAGUCACAAGAGAGUGUAAAGUCUAAGCCUAAGAAGAGAGUGUUCGUUAGAAAAGAUAAGAUCCAGAAGUCUAAUACGAAGGACAGCAAGACUCAAAAGAGUGAGAAGAGUGGUAUCUUUAAGUUCUUCCGGCGUUUGUAAUUAUAUUCUUCUGGCUAAAUUAUAAGUUGUUUUCUUCCCA